Cladophialophora bantiana CBS 173.52 is the source of this 1047-nucleotide messenger RNA. RefSeq lists its product as uncharacterized. Lineage: Eukaryota; Fungi; Ascomycota; Eurotiomycetes; Chaetothyriales; Herpotrichiellaceae. Gene Ontology annotation, biological process: nucleoside metabolic process. Gene Ontology annotation, molecular function: catalytic activity. Bases 1 to 1047 code for a protein of 348 amino acids. The transcript has 5 exons. The record is from RefSeq and is a predicted model, not a curated record.
AUGGAGGCAGCCGGUAUUAUGGACAAGUACAAAGGCAUCGUGAUUCGUGGUAUCUGUGGCUACUGCGACUCGCACAAAAACAAGAGAUGGAAACCAUAUGCGGCGUUGGCUGCUGCGGCCCUUACUAAAGAGCUUUUGUCAGCAGUACCUGCCUUGAGAGUCAGAGCAGAACAGCCAAUAUUUCAGACAGUGAGGCACUCCACAUUCCGCGAGAGAUUCUUGCUCAAUUUCAACGGCACACUGAAGCCAUCAAAUUACGAAGCACCAUCAAGCCAACACCCGGACCGUCUGCCAGGCACCUUUAACUGGAUCAUCAACAAUAGCUCAUUUCAAUCCUUCGUGACGCAUGAUAAAGAUGCUCUCCUGCAAGCAAUACCUUACGAAGUGAUAUCACAACACUUCCGCAGACUCGUCAUGAAUGAAGCCGGUUUCCAUAUUGCAAGAGAACAUGAGAAUGAGGCUAUAAGUCUUGAAAUCGGCAAAAUGCCAUGGCCAACUGUCAAUCAUGUCAAUAUUCCUCUAUCCGCGGCGACACCGAUCAUUCCACAUUGGCUUGCAGAUCUGCUAAUUAGAAACUUUAGUCUCCUUGCUCGCGCGGCGCCGAAAGGGAACGAAGAAAUCGUGCAGCUUGUUCCCAGUCAUCCAGAAAUCCAACCUGAUUUGUUUGCAGCGGCCGGCCCCGGUAUGACAGCGCUUGCUGUCGCAAUAGCCGCCCACCAGGACGCCAUCGCGAAAAUCCUGAUUGCUCAGAAAGACGUCAGCUUCUCGUAUAUCGGUGAAGGAUAUCCGUGCCCCUCAGGGCUUGCCAUUGAGUGUAACAAGUCUGACAUAGUUCGCGCAGCUAUCAAAUUGCCCAACUUUGAUCCUAGCGAAACUAUUACUCACGACGACGAAAAUGUGAAAGUUCCUAUUCUUGGCCUCGCGGCCGCAUAUGGGGCCCUUAAAUGCACUGAAUACGUCCUCGGGCUAUCGGAAAUCGACGUCAAUCUUGUACCAAGUAGACUCUCUAAGCGAGACGCCGCUUAUGCUUGCAGCUUCAAACAAUAA